AUGUCUAAUCUUGUUUUAGCUCUCUCUGAUCUGGAGAUGGUGGCCCAAUCAAUCACAUUUAUUUUGGCUGGCUAUGAGACCACAAGCAAUGCUCUUUCCUUUAUUAUGCAUACACUGGCCACUCACCCAGAUGUCCAGAAGAAACUCCAGCAUGAAAUUGAUGCAGUUCUGCCCAAUAAGGCACCUGCCACUUGUAAUGGCCUGGGAGAGAGAGAGUAUCUGGACAUGGUAAUCGAUGAAACUCUGAGAUUAUAUCCAGUUGCUGCCAAAAUUUCCAGACUCAGUAAGAAAGAUGCUGAAAUCAAUGGUGUGUUCAUUCCCCAAAAUACAAAAGUAGCUGUACCUCUCUUUCUUCUUCACCAAGAUGCAGAAUACUGGCCAGAACCUGAGAAAUUUUGCCCUGAAAGGUUCAGCAAGGAGAAUAAGGACAGAAUCAAUCCUUAUGUAUACAUGCCUUUUGGAAAUGGGCCUAGAAACUGCCUUGGCAUGAGGUUUGUUCUCAUUAACAUGAAGCUUGCUGUUGUCAAAGUCUUGCAGAACUUUUCUGUGCAGCCUUGUGAGGAAACAGGUGAGAUUCCCUUGAAGUUAAGUAAGGAACUGAUUGUUUCUCCAGAAAAACUUAUUGUCCUGAAAGUUAUAUCAAGAGAUGGGGCCAUAAAUGAAGGCUGA
Messenger RNA from Mastomys coucha (southern multimammate mouse), 669 nucleotides. RefSeq names its product cytochrome P450 3A25-like. The record is from RefSeq and is a predicted model, not a curated record. The coding region runs from base 1 to 669 and encodes 222 amino acids. Gene Ontology annotation, molecular function: heme binding; oxidoreductase activity, acting on paired donors, with incorporation or reduction of molecular oxygen; iron ion binding. NCBI's taxonomy places the organism in Eukaryota, Metazoa, Chordata, Mammalia, Rodentia, Muridae. Gene Ontology annotation, biological process: oxidative demethylation; steroid metabolic process. The transcript is spliced from 4 exons.